CAAUUUUAUUGCAAGAUUUCAAUAAAAUAACAAAACUGACGUGUACUCAUUGUUGUAUUAUUAUUGAGAAAUUUUGAGUUUCAUGUAGUUUGUAAACAUAAACAUAAUGUCGGAUACCGAGAGGCUCGUGGACAAUGGUGGACCUUCGAGAGAAACUUUAAAUAAUGGGUCUGAAGGUGACCGGCCAGCAACAUCGGAACGGGAAGCAUAUUUUCAAGCACUUCGUCUAUGGAUCCAACAGGCACAAAUGUAUCAAAAUAUAUCCACUUGUUUCCCGUACUAUAUGAUGACAUUGCAGGGACUCCAAAACAGCUCAACGAAUGUCCCUUUACUGAAUAAUAAUUAUCAGUUUCAAGGGCAACAGUUUCCUUUUCAAGUACCAAUUCCUCCUCGACAACCACCAGAUAAUCAAGUUCCAGGUGAUCCUCAAUCACCAGCUGAAAUUAUAGCAAGACAUGGUGGGUUUGAAUAUGUUAUUCCACCUUUGUAUAAGAGGCUUUUUGCAGAGUUUAUUGAUUUCAUGCUGCUGUUUAUUCUGAAACUCAUUGUUACAUUCAUAGCAGUAGACAUGUUUGAAUUAAUCGACCUUGAUAAGUUUGAUUUGUACAAAUUCAGUGAACAUUAUGAUGACUACAAAUAUGCCAUGGAACUCACAUCAGAAAUACUUCUUUUAGAAAUAAUUUACAGAAUAUUAGUAUGCAUAUUUGAGGCAUUCUGUUUAAGUGGAAGCGUCGGCCGGACAGGUGGUGCAACUCCUGGCAAAGCCCUACUUGGCCUAAGGGUAGUCACAGCAUCUGCUGUCUUACCAGUCGAAGGCAGGCCCAAAGAAACAGUCAUAUUAUAUCCUGGCAAACCACUCAGUUUCAUUGUAGCAUUAUUCAGAUCACUAAUGAAGAAUUUCUUAAUAUCUCUUUUGUUUCCUCUGUGUGUUGUGCUCUUCGUUUUUCGUCAUAAUCGUACAGGAUAUGAUUUAUUAUGUGGUGUUGUAGUUGUUGAGGAAAACAUGUUUCCACCUCGACGGCAUGCACCAUAACUUUGCAAAUAAAAAAAAAUAAACAUCCUGCAAAAGUAUACUGAUACAAGCAUAUUGUAAAUUCUUGAAUGGGUAAAAAUGAUUUUUUCACACAUACAAAGCACAGCUAUAAUAUAAAAUGAUGUUAAUAUGUUGUGUAUAUUGUUUUGGUGUAUCUAAAGAAAUCUACAUAAAUUGCAAUAAUAAAAAUUGCCAUAUAAAUAUUAACAAUCAUUAACAACCAAAUAGUAGUAAUGGCUUUCAUAUAUAUUUUUGUAGGAUUAUCAGCAAUGUAAUGCGAACUUCUUAUAUUAGUUGGUAAAACUAUGUUCAAUUAAUUAAAACUAUUUUAUUAAAUUGAUCUUAAAUUUAUGUUUUCGUAUGAAGAAACAUUUUGUAUUUCCUGUAUUUUUUUUUUGAUAAAUGCUCUUAUUUUCGUAACACUGAUAAAAAAUAUUGUGCCAUUGCUUUAUGCAAUUGUUGAAAUGUUACUGUAAAUUGAAGGAUUAAACAUUUUAUUUUUAGGAAACAGAAUAGAUGUUGGGAAUUCACUCAAAUAUUCUUUUAGUUUUAUUGUUGUAAAAAUGUUUUAGCUAAGUAAUUUUUAUCAUUCUGAUUUAACAUAACUUAUUCUUUCUUGUAGAAUCAAAGAUAUUUUUAAAGAAAUGUUUAAGAUAAAUAAAAUAUUGGGGUAAUAUUGUAUAUUCUUAAUGUGUAGGUAGUGUAGUGUCUCAGAUAGGAAUUAUUUGUGAUAAUUUUUAACAUUUUAUCAAAACCUAUUAUCAAUAUAUUUCAUACGAAAUUAAAUAUGAGUAUCUAUCAGAUAUUGAAUUAACUAUUAAUUACUGAUGUUACAUAUUUUUGUGAUAAUUUAUUGUAAAUUAUUAUUUUGUAC
This is a messenger RNA of Nymphalis io (European peacock), 1907 nucleotides long. Its product is annotated as protein FAM8A1. Lineage: Eukaryota; Metazoa; Arthropoda; Insecta; Lepidoptera; Nymphalidae. The transcript has 4 exons. The record is from RefSeq and is a predicted model, not a curated record. Bases 107 to 1033 code for a protein of 308 amino acids.